This is a messenger RNA of Peniophora sp. CBMAI 1063, 1014 nucleotides long. The record is from the annotation of a GenBank genome assembly. Lineage: Eukaryota; Fungi; Basidiomycota; Agaricomycetes; Russulales; Peniophoraceae.
AUGGGCCAUCCGCUCCUUGACAUGCAAGUGACCGGGUCAGAAGCCGAGGCCCUGCUCGACAAGUACGGACUGCAGCCCAACGACGGAAUCCGAGCGGAGGAUAAGCACAAGCAGAUAUACGACGAGAUUGCACGCGGCCAUUCAGUCACCUAUGUCGCUGGCGGAACCGCGAACGCUGCUCGAGCCGCUGCUUAUAUCCUUCCACCAAAAACGGUGGUGUAUACUGGUUGCACGGGCGAUGAUGCGUUGAAGGAGCAGUUGUCGGCGGCAAACGCACGCGAGGGCGUUCUGGAGUACUACGACGUCCGAAAGGACAUGGCCACUGGCGCUUGUGCUGUUAUUAUCACUGGGCAUCACAGAUCCAUGGUGACCUCCCUUCGCGCUGCAGAAUGUUUUGACCAAGCAUGGCUUGAGACACCGCACAUCUCGGCGCUUAUCGAUAGCGCGAAGGUCUUCUACAUGGAGAGCUACUGGCUCACUCACGAUGUGAACAGCCUUAUAUAUCUGGCUAACAAGUCAGCUCAAGAAGGCAAGACCUUCGUGCUGAACAUCUCUGCGCCAUUCGUUCCACAGUUCUACAAGUCAGAACUGGACCAGUGCAUGGCUGUCGCAGAUGUUGUCGUCUGUAAUGAAGCAGAAGCUCGCGCCUGGGCCGUAGCUGAAGGCGUGCAGACCGGCGACGUACUCAUCAUCGCACGCGCUCUUGCUUCGUUUCGGAAGACGAACACAGCACGGCCAAGAACUGCAAUCAUAACACAAGGCGCGCGCUCGACGGUUGUGUAUUCGUCUGACUGGGAUGAACCAAAGGUCUACCCCGUGCAUCCAGUCGAGGAGAGCCAGAUCGUCGACACAAACGGGGCAGGCGAUGCGUUUUUAGGCGGCUUCUUAGCCGCGUACGUACUCGGAAAGCAUAUAGACAUCUGCAUAGACGUGGCGCAUAAGAUGGGCGCCAUGACGGUCCAGAUGGUCGGUCCACAGUACAAGUGGCCCAAAGUAUCGAUUCUCUCGGAGUGA